This is a messenger RNA of Linum trigynum, 1498 nucleotides long. The record is from the annotation of a GenBank genome assembly. Lineage: Eukaryota; Viridiplantae; Streptophyta; Magnoliopsida; Malpighiales; Linaceae.
UGUCAAACCAUGCACUUGGGUGGGGUCUGGCCCGAGAAAAGGCCCGUAAUUUUGUUUCAUUUCGCUGAUUAAGGGCCCGAACAUUUUGGGAGGUUUUUCGCGAGGAAGGAAAGGGAAAUUCUUCGAGGAAGGCGAUCGAUUUUGCUCUCAUCAGCGGCGGCGAUUGAAGACGGCUGCGCUAGCUCCUCCGUCGACGGCGGAAACCCCAAUAAUUUCUGCAGGUUUGUUCCCACCUCCACUCUCGUAUCGAUCUCUCGAAUCGUUUGGUUUUCCCCCGUGGAUGUGUUUGCUCAGUUACCCUGGUUGGGAGUGAGCUCCUUUCGCCAUUGUAGCUGAAAAGAAGAGAACUUUGGAAAUUCGUAGUAGAGGGUUUUUGUUUCCUGAUUCAUUUGGAUUGCUGAUUGUAGUGUGAUUUCCCACUUCUCCAUCGCAAUGUUGUGGGCAAGUAUAAGGAGGAAAGUUGUAGAUUCGGCAGUAAACGCUUCCAUCGGCCGCGGCUUUACUGAUUUUGGUACUUAUGCUAGAGGGAAUCCAGUCUGUUCAUGGCCAUCAAGAAACUCGUCGGGUUAUGGACUGAGUCGGUUGUUUUCUUCGGCAGCAGAAGCAUCAUCAACUAGAAGUGAAACCCAGGUACCUGUGGCGAGGGCAAUGUGGAAGGGUCCAUUCGUGGAUGCUUUCCUGUUGAAAUUAAAGAACAAGGGCGCGCCACUAAACAACAGGAAGAUCUGGUCUAGGAGGUCGGUCAUAUUGCCGGAGUUUUUGAACUCCACCGUCAGGAUAUACAAUGGGAAGUCGUUCGUUCGUUGCAAGAUCACCGAGGCCAAGGUGGGCCACAAGUUUGGGGAGUUCGCUCUGACGCGAAGGAGGAAGUUCAGAGGAAGCGAUGGCAAAGGGGGUAAGACUAAGACCCUUAAGAAGGGUGGCAAGAAGUAGUAGUGAUAAUGGGCUACUCAUCUUUUACUCGUCUGCUACUACAACCUUAAGAAUUUGAAGAUGGAGCUUUACAAUAAUGAAAGAUUCUGAGAUGUGAUUGGGAAAAUGUGGGAUGUGUUGCGGCAUUGGUUUCUUAGUUUUUGAAGUCCGUGGUUCUGAAAAUGUAUAAUUUGAUUUGGAUCAAAUCAGUAAUAGUUCGGACCAUCAAAUGUAUCACAUGACCUUUCCAUUAAGUUUCUUACCAUACUUUCUCUCAUGCUAUUCGAUCCAACCCUGUACCAGUACGAUCGGACCACUGCCCACCGGUUAUUCGGGCAGGGCAAACUCGAACAAUCAAGCACGAAAUGAAGUUUCCUAGAGAUUUGGAACUCUGUUGUGCUUAAUUCCUUGAAUGCAAUCGAAAAUAGUAGAGUUAUCAAGUGCCAGAAAUAGACCAAAACUGAAGCUUCAUAGAAGAGCAUAUACAGACCACUAAAGAAGAAUACAUACUCUCUGUCGGCACUGUCUUCUGCCUUUUAUGCAGCAGAUUGAUAAAAAAAAAAAAAAAUCAAAUCUAAGUACAGUU